AUGAUUACACUUCUUGACAAUACGAUGCAAACCUAUCCAGCGGAAACGACAAGUUUCGGUUAUGUCCUAAGUGAUCGGUAUGUGUAUCAAGCCAGAUUGAUGAAUCCUCCGGAAAAUGAUGCCCAGCUGUGCACAUUUCCAUCACAUCUUUUGAAUCAGACGGAUGACGCUUCACGUUCUGGCAAGCGAAUAGCGUUACUUGUCAGCUUGGGAGGAUGUGACACGGCCACAAAAGUAGAAGUCGCACUUGAACUGCAUAAACGAAUAUCCAACUUAUUUGGAUUCGUUGUCUUUUACAACAAUGAUCCAAACAACCUAUAUGGAAUUGUAAACGUCACAGGACCAUCCAAUACGACGUUCCGAGAGGCAUUGAAUGAAAUGUCUUUCUCUGUUGUAUCCACAGCAACAGGCCAGGAAAUGAUGGGACGCAUCCGGCAACAUGAAGCGAUAUCUGGGAGUGCAUCUGACUAUCUUGGUCCGGAAAGCGAUGGGUGGCAACUUCAGAUGUUCCUUGAGACCACUGAUGACACAGAUGAUAUCCAUUUCGCCGGAACAAGGUCAAAUCGGAAUAAUUACGGAAACUUCUUUUGGUACCGGGUGGCGCUGUUCUGCAUUUUGUUAGUUUUACCAGUCAUCAGAGCCGUAUAUCUCUGGUGGACUGGGGGAGGCAGAAUCAGACUGCAACGAAAUGACCGAGGGAGCAUCAUUGGCUUGUUGUAUACGCCUCCCAUGUCCCACUGGUAUUCAUUUCGUUAUGGAGCUCCAGAGGCAGAACCUGCAGCUGAUAGGAUGACCUGUUCGCAGGUUAUGGUGUUGCCUGAAAUCACUUACAAACCACCUCCUGCUGAAGGUAACGACAGCGACAAUACAGAUGCAACAAAUGAUUCCAGUCAAGGCAAUUCUUCUAAGAAUCCUGAUGAUGAGCUAUCGUUUUCUACAAAAGAUAAAAGCGACCAUCGGAUGUUCAAGAUUGUCGAUCGAGCAUCCCUAUCUUUCAAUACCGCACACCCGAUUGAACGCACGAAUUCUGGCGAAGAACUCACUACCACCUGCACCACUUGCUCCAUUUGUAUUGAAGAUCUUGAGCCAGGGGAACGUCUUCGAUUGCUACCAUGUGGGCACGCCUUUCAUACAGACUGCAUAAUGCCGUGGCUGACGCGUCGGCAGGGCUGCUGUCCCUUAUGCAAGGCUAGUGUUUUGGGUGGAGAGGACGAAGAGAGUACUGCAGAUGACGAAGAGCCCUACCAGACAGCAAUGGAUACGACGCAAGUUUCCAGUGUUUUGGAUGUCAGUGGCGUCGAGGAGGAGGACGAUGGCCAGGAAGAGGAAGAGCCCAUUGAUAUCGAGGCACCCGACGAAAAUGUUAACAACAGUGAGACACCAAAUGAAGAUGCUGAGGGGAGAAGAAUGCCAGUAUCAUUGGUGGAGGGAUCCGAUGACAAGGGGGGUGGAAGAUGA
This is a messenger RNA of Cylindrotheca closterium, 1458 nucleotides long. NCBI's taxonomy places the organism in Eukaryota, Bacillariophyta, Bacillariophyceae, Bacillariales, Bacillariaceae. The record is from the annotation of a GenBank genome assembly.